Molecule: messenger RNA, 2850 nt
Organism: Pangasianodon hypophthalmus (striped catfish)
Lineage: Eukaryota; Metazoa; Chordata; Actinopteri; Siluriformes; Pangasiidae
Gene: lmo4lb
Product: LIM domain transcription factor LMO4-B
Exons: 5
Coding region: 336-809 (157 amino acids)
Source: RefSeq, a predicted model, not a curated record
CGCGCGCGCACCGUCCUCCGCGGGGCAGAGUGGGAUGAAAACAAACGGGAGUUGAUGAUUUCCGGUCACAGUCCCGGUUACCGUUUAACGCCGUUCACACCGGAGCUUCUGUGUCUCGGUAUCCGCUCGCACCAUGUUUAUCCGUCAGCGCCUGUCGGUGUGCGCAUGCGCAGUGCAGUCUCGGGACGCGCUGUAAAUUAAACAUUAAAUAUAAAAUCAAUUAUUAUAGUUCACUUUUGACAAGUUGCAGGUUUGGACGCAGAAACAGCUGUGAGGACUGAAAACAUCUGGCUCUGGGUUUUUUAUUUUGUGAAUUUAUUGAAAAAGUUAAAGGCAUGGUGAACAGCCAGGCGGUGGGCGGAGCCGGGUGUGCGUCACGUGCGUGCGCGGGCUGCGGAGGCCAAAUCUCCGACCGCUUCCUCCUCUUCUCCAUGGAGCGCUACUGGCACACACGCUGCCUGAAGUGCUCGUGCUGCCAGGCUCAGCUGGGAGACAUCGGCACCACGUGCUACAGCAAAGGAGGCAUGAUCCUGUGCAGGAGCGACUACAUCAGGUUGUUCGGGCACACAGGUGCAUGCAGUGCCUGUGGCCAGUCGAUCCCUCCCAGUGAGAUGGUGAUGAGGGCGCAGGGCAACGUCUACCACCUCAAGUGUUUCUCCUGUGCGACGUGCAGAAACCGUCUGGUCCCCGGCGACCGUUUCCACUACGUCAACGGCACCAUCUUCUGCGAGCACGACCGACCCAGUGCCACCCUGCUCAGUGCGCAUCUGCAGGGCAACCCCGUGCUGCCUGACCAAAAAGUUUGCUGAAAGGCCGUCCUCCUCGUCUUCGUCCUCACUUCAUCCCCCCAUCCCGCUGACUGUCAUGGAUCUCUGGCCUCGUGAUCUUCUCCGGCUCUCCUGUGCAUGCACUUCUCCUACACUCACAUCCUGAAAGGUCUUAAUGCACUUCUGUACUUCACUCCCCGGCCCCUCCGCAGGAACUCAUCCUUCCUUCCUUCCUUCCUUCCUUUUCUUUCUGAAUGGAGAUGCAGGAUUUCUCGGUACGCAAGACUCUCUUCGGACCCGGGUUUAUCUCUAAUGGACUCUACGUGAUUUCAGAUAGACUCUAAAGACUUUAAAUGUGGAACCUGAAGACAGUGAAGUGUGGCUUUCAGCAGUACCGCACUGCUUGUGCUCUUAUUUUUAUUUCUGGGUGUUUGCUUUUGCUAGCCGGCAGAACCGCAGUGGGUGGUUUUGUUUUUUUUCUUUUUGGACAUGGUUCAUGGUUGAGGUGUAAAUACUCUUUUUAUAACAGUGCCACGUGUUACAGUUCAAUCAUAUAGUCAAUAUGUGACACUUACUUAUUUAAAACACAAUAUACAAUAAAUGCUUUAAAAAUGAAGAAACCUGAAUAUUUUUUUAAACAACACGGCUGAUGAUGCAUAUUGUUUAUUGCUGUUUGUUCAUGUAGUGAUUAGCUUCACUCCCGUUGGUGCAAAACGCAUUACCCGAAGGAGCGAGUAAGCUCGGAACAUUACAGAAGCAAUUAAUUGUAAGCGUGGAGUGUGUGUGUGUGUGUGUGUGUGUGUGUGUGUGUGUGUGGUAUCUGCUCUUGCAUUUGCACAGGGGAAGCUGAACUUUGCUCUGAUCCUGUGUUCGAAUUUAUUAAAGCUUAAUCUGCCUCCUAGCUAAUUAAGAGGAGCUCGCUGCUUUCGAUUCACUGCCUGAAAACAAUCACGCACAUUAACUGUUUACCGUGUUGCAAUCAACGUACACAACACAUCUCUGAACCCCUCCUCCUCCUCCUUCUCCUUCUCCUCCAACACACACUCUGCCCUCGACUAAGCUGGCUUUGUCGUAUUUGUUGAAAGGCAUUAAAGAAUAACUCCUGCAAUACCUAAAGCAAUAGAAGUGUGUUUAGCUCCGCCCACAUCUACAUGAUUAAAGGCGGUCUUUAAGAUUGUGGCUCAUCACAUUCGCCGAAUUCCGUACGAGAGCACAUGUUCUCCAUGUCAGAUUAUACAGUGAAGAUCCUCUUACGAUAGACCUGUGAUUAUAAAAAAUUAUUACAUUCUGAUAACGUCAUCAAUCAGCGUGAUCCGCAAAUCAGCUCGUGCAGCCGUUUGCUUCUUCGUAGCUACGCGAUUCAUAGCUGUCCCGUGAGUUUGGCGUCAUCCUAUUGGUGGAUUUUAGACGAGCGUCGUAGCAGCGCUCACACUCACAUUGAGAUUUUAAUCAACAGUUUCUCACAAUGCCAAAACUUUGAGAAAGCAAAAAUGGGCCAAAAAUCACACAGUGUAAAGCCAGCUUAAUUGUGUUUCACACUUGACUUUUUUUUUUUUUUUUUUUUUUUUUGCUUGUGUGCGAAAGCUGUUUUCAAACCUAUGUGUUAUCACGGAAAUGAUCUCUGGUCCAUGUGAAAACCAUGUGAGUAGGAGAUGAAUGUUGUGAUUGGUCGAAUAUGUCACAUUCUUUCGAUAGAUAAUGGUUCUUCUUGAAACCUUCUCUAAAAGAGAUUUUUUUUUUUCUCUUAAGAAUGUAGAUUUGCAGAGCAAAGCAAGCAAUGUGACUUCACCUUUCAUUUGAAUUAAUGUUUGUAUACAAGGGAGCAGCUUCAAACUUUGGACCAGUGUCAAGCAAAAGUAACGGUACUUUAAUAAAAUCAAUUAAAUUAACACAUCUGUCUAAUAAAAAUGAAUAAGAACAAGAUGCAAUCGAUCCACUGCAGCCUUCAGUAAACAAUCCCAGACUUGAUCCUGUGUUGGACGCCUAAUAACUUUGUGCGAAGUUUGCAAAUUAUCACAUUUUGUUAGUCUUAUUUGGAUGGAAUAAUUAAUUAAUUAAUAAUUACAUGUAAUAAAACUCUGGA